AUGAACAUUUCUAUUAGCAAAACCAAAUGUAUGACAAUCGCGAAGGAUCCGCUCAGAUGUAAGCUGGUGGUGGAGGACAAUCCCAUAGAACAAGUGAUGCAAUUCAGAUAUCUGGGCAUAGACAUAUCAAGUACCCACGACCCAGCUAAAGACCUAAGAAGCCAGAUUAACAAAGCAUCCGCACUAUCAGCAUGCCUACGAGAUAUAGUCUGGUCCAACCCGUACAUGCGCAAAGAUAGCAAAAUUAGAAUCUACGAGACUUGUAUCAGACCCAUCAUGACGUACGGCACGGAAGUCCGAGAGGCCACCAACAAGACGAAACAAAUGCUGAAGGUGGCCGAGAUGAAAACACUGAGAUCAAUAGUGGGGAAAACAAGAAGAGACAGAAUAAGAAACACAGAUGUCAAAGAGCAGUGCGGGAUACAAGACAUUGUAAGAUGGGGAAGACAACGUAAGAGAAAACAACCUAGAAACAUCCUAGAAAACAACCCGCCCGGCUCAAGGCCUCCCGGGAGACCACCUAAAAGAAACCUAGAACUGGUAAAAGUUGAGGGAUUUGAAUAUACAGACGACAAAAUAAUAGUAGCAGAUACAUUUAAGAAAAUAGAUGAUAGGUAG
Diorhabda carinulata is the source of this 618-nucleotide messenger RNA. RefSeq lists its product as uncharacterized. The record is from RefSeq and is a predicted model, not a curated record. Lineage: Eukaryota; Metazoa; Arthropoda; Insecta; Coleoptera; Chrysomelidae. The coding region runs from base 1 to 618 and encodes 205 amino acids. The transcript is spliced from 2 exons.